UUAAAGUAUAAAUUCUACUACUACUCAUACAUCAUUUUAUGUAAUCUCCAUUGAAAUUGAAAAACUAGAGUAACAUAUAAUUCAUUGCAUAAGAAAAAGAUGGCGAAACGAGCAUCUUCCUUUUGUCUUCUCUCAUGUAUCGUUGUCUUCUUACUCGGUUUAGUCUCAGCAGCCACAGAUAAUCGUCAAGAUAAACAGGUGUACGUUGUUUACAUGGGUUCACUUCCGUCUCGACCGGAUUACACACCAAUGUCGAAUCACUUAAGUAUUCUUCAAGAAGUCACUGGAGAAAGUUCGAUGGAAGGUCGUUUGGUGCGAAGUUAUAAGAGGAGUUUUAACGGGUUCGCUGCCCGACUCACCGAGUCAGAACGAGAACAACUAGCCGAAAUGGAGGGAGUUGUGUCUGUGUUCCCGAACAAGAAGUUACAACUCCAAACGACUGCGUCUUGGGACUUCAUGGGGUUAAAGGAAGGAAAGAAUACAAAGCGAAACUUGGCGGUAGAGAGUGAUACUAUUGUCGGAGUCAUCGACACUGGUGUUUGGCCAGAAUCUGAGAGCUUCUCGGGCAAAGGAUUUGGUCCGCCUCCGAAGAAAUGGAAAGGUGUUUGUUCAGGCGGCAAAAACUUCACUUGCAACAACAAGUUGAUCGGAGCAAGAGACUACACAGGCGAAGGCACCAGGGACCUCGACGGCCACGGUUCACACACAGCGUCUACAGCUGCUGGAAACGCAGUUACGGGCGCAAGCUUCUUUGGAAUAGGUAACGGAACAGCGAGAGGCGGCGUUCCAGCUGCUAGAAUAGCUGCUUACAAUGUUUGCACCGACUUAGGGUGUAAAACAGAUGCUGUACUGUCUGCAUUCGAUGACGCAAUAGCAGAUGGUGUCGAUGUCAUUAGCGUAUCCCUUGGGGAUGACAAUGCCAUCCCGUACGAAAAGGACCCCAUUGCAAUCGGGGCUUUUCACGCUAUGGCGAAAGGGAUUAUCACUGUGAAUGCAGCCGGCAACAGCGGUCCAACUCCGAACUCGGUUGCGAGUGUCGCACCGUGGAUAUUAACUGUUGCAGCCAGCACAACCAACCGUGAGUUUCUCACCGAAGUUGUUAUCCAAAACGGCAAGACACUGGUGGGAAGAUCGGUGAAUGCUUUUGAUCUGCAAGGAAAGAACUAUCCUCUUGUCUUCCAAGAAUCUCAGGCCAAGGGAAAAAUAUUGGUGAGCGAAUAUUCAUUUAGUUCAAAAACAGCUGUUGCAACCAUAAUUGAAGGCUACAACAACUACGCCACCAUUAGCCCUCGUCCCCUCUCUGCUCUAUCACCAGAUGACUAUGACUUUCUUCUCUCUUACAAUAAGUCCACAAAGUCGCUACAAGGCACUGUUCUAAAAACUGAAGCAGUCUUUAAUCAGAGCGCUCCUAAAGUUGUUUCCUUCUCUUCUCGUGGUCCAAACACCCUUGCUGUUGACCUUCUAAAGCCGGAUAUAACUGCACCAGGAGUGGAGAUUCUUGCUGCAUAUUCACCUUUAAGUCCACCAUCUUUAGAAGACCAGAGACGUGUGAAGUACUCUGUUCUAUCUGGAACUUCAAUGUCUUGUCCACACGUUGCUGGCGUGGCUGCGUACAUCAAGACUUUUCAUCCUGACUGGUCUCCAUCCAUGAUUCAAUCUGCCAUCAUGACAACCGCUUGGUCAAUGAAUGCUUCUGACACUGGGGUUGCAUCAACCGAGUUCGCUUAUGGAGCGGGCCAUGUGGACCCAAUAGCCGCUCUAAAUCCUGGACUUGUCUACGAACUGGACAAAGCAGACCACAUCACCUUUCUCUGCGGCUUGAAAUACAGUUCCAAAACCCUUAGACUCAUUACCGGUGAAGCCGUCAAUUGCACUGGAAAUACCUUACCAAGAAACCUCAACUAUCCUUCAAUGACGGCUAAACGUGCUAGAUCAAAUAGCCCCUUCACCGUCACUUUCAACAGAACCGUCACCAACGUCGGUACCCCCAACUCUACAUACAUAUCGCAGAUUGUCUUAAAUCACGGGACUAAGCUCAGUUUCAAGGUCUCUCCUAGUGUUCUAGCUAUGAGAUCUGUGAAGGAGAAGCAGUCUUUCACCGUGACUGUUUCAGGCAGCAAUAUCGACCCAAAGCUGCCUUCUUCUGCAAGUUUAAUAUGGUCUGAUGGGACCCAUAAAGUUAGAAGCCCCAUUGUUGUUUAUACUGAUAUUCCUGAUUCAAUCUGA
Molecule: messenger RNA, 2226 nt
Organism: Brassica oleracea var. oleracea
Lineage: Eukaryota; Viridiplantae; Streptophyta; Magnoliopsida; Brassicales; Brassicaceae
Product: cucumisin-like
Exons: 9
Coding region: 100-2226 (708 amino acids)
Biological process (GO): proteolysis
Molecular function (GO): serine-type endopeptidase activity
Source: RefSeq, a predicted model, not a curated record